UAUGCUUGCUUUUUUUUUAUCUCGAUCUCAUUUUAUAACUCUUACCUCCCUUUAGUGGUGGUGGUGGAAACACUAUAAGUGAGCUGCAGUUGAUUGCAUUAUCGAUUUGUGUUCACAAUUAAUGGAUGCCCUGCUUUUGCUUUUAAAAGUGUUAUUUUUACAGUUAUGAUCAUACCUUAUCCAUGAUUUAUGGAUCAAUUAUAGCUGCAGUUGCAAGUUGUUCGUUAGAAAGACCAACGGGGCUGAGUGUGAUUACAACCGUUGAACCUCAAACAAGGGAGCUCAUCUUGCUAGUUGAGUUCAUGCCAGUAGUUGGACAUCAGGAAUAAAAUAUACUAGCCAAUAGAUCAUUCCCACAGUUGGAAGCGGAAAAAAACUAACGAACUUAAGUGUGUUGACAAUAUUCCGCACAUUAAUCUUAGACUGCAUUUUGAAAAGAAGGAAAGGAAAAUUAUUGCCAUUUUUUCUGUUUCCGCCGUUGUUGAUUAGUACAGUCGAUUAUCCAAUCAAGUAAACAACACGGAAAUCUCCGCGCAGUAGCAGAAACAUCAUUAAUUAUGUACACCACACCUGGUCUUCAUUACCACAUACGCAUGCGCUAUGGCCUCGUUUGCCUCUGAGAAAAAUUGAUUUUGCCGAAAAGAAGAAAUAAAAACCUAGACAAGCAGAGCUGCUCUUCGAACGACUUGAGUGCUUUUGCUAGUAAAAGACGAAUCAGAUCUGAAAGAAGAAGUGUCGAAAACUUGCCGCAAAUAAAAGAAAAUUAGCAAUUUUGAAUUAAGGCCACAUUGUGUGGGAUAUUUGGAAGUGCUGUUCAUUCUUCAGCGCCAGAUCUGUUGUUCAAACUUGCGAGCUUUUCUCUUGGGUCCUAAAUAUUGCGUGGAUUUUUUUAAAUUAGUGGAUUCUGUUCAUUUAGUUGCUGCUCGGUGAAAACCGCGAACCUUUAAAUAGCAUCUCCAUUUUUGGCAAAAUUAACUGGCCUGAUCUCCGAUUUUCAGCCAGGUCGUAACUUCAAAUUUGAGAUUGGAUUCAAUUUUGCACAUACGACCGCGUAGACUGGACUCUUUUAAAUCAUGCGGUAUCUGAGCUUAUCGCGGGCGGGGCUUCUGGCCGGGGAUUCUUAUCGAGGUUGUAGGCAGAGGAGUAUCCUAAAACCGACAGAGUUCAGCUCUGAUUCCCAAGAAGAAGAUGCUUUGUCCUCAUCGCAAGUGAUCUCGACCAACAGCGACCUAAAUAUGACAGACUCAUUUGGUGUCUCUCAGUUUGUAGAAACGAGACGAAACGCUGGAUCUUCGGAUGUUUGGGAAGAUUCGGCAUCUGCAUCUGUGAGUAAUGACAGUGAAUCUUUAAACCAUACAAGUCACUCCUCGGAGGUAGUGUCCAAUAGUUACAAUAAUAAUAUCUGUCAUUCACGACAGCAGAACUGCCAAAAGAACAAUGCCAACCUCAGCUCCAGCAACGAAAUCAACAGCAACAGCUGCAAUAUAAGUGAAGACAACAAUGGUAACGAAAGAAAAAGCACGAUCUGUAAGAAAAAGGGAAAGAGAGGGCUCAGGCGAAGAGGAGUAAGAGCUAGACUGUUGUAUGGAGGAGAUGGCACGAGACACAGUGUGCGUUUCAGCAUCUAUAUCAGUGUGAUAUUUGCACUGAGUGUAUUCUGUAGCCGAAUGUACAGAAACUACUUGCAUUAUGACUCAAUUUUGCCCUCUCAAUCUACUAAUAGUUUUUACACCCCACAGCAACGAGAGUAUAAUCACAACGAUAAAACAGGGUAUCACGAGGAACUCGAAACAUCGCUAGAAGUACUUGAAAAGUCCUCUUUUCUGUCGACCAACCUCUUUUCAUCCAUCCAGUCGCCCGCGGGGCUGUCUGCAGCUGGCAGUAGACAAGUCAGAUCUACUACGAACGACGAUUGUCCGAGCCAGGCAGCUUGGGAACGGCGAGUGACAUACCCACCUGAGAUGUUCUACUUGGGCAAGGGAAAUUCAGACGAGGGCUGGUUGUCUACAUGUGGCCAGAGGGGCUUCGUGCCUCUGUACCUUUUGGGUGCUCUCUACAUGUUCCUUGGUCUGGCCAUCAUCUGCGAUGACUUCUUCGUACCCAGUCUGGAGGUUAUCAUUGAGAAAACUAAUCUUCCGGAAGAUGUGGCGGGUGCUACAUUCAUGGCCGCAGGAGGCAGUGCCCCGGAGUUGUUCACAUCCCUCUGUGGCAUCAUGUUCUCCGGCUCAGUGGACGUAGGCAUUGGAACCAUAGUAGGAUCUGCUGUGUUUAAUGUGCUCUUCGUGAUCGCUAUCUGCGCUUUUGGAACCUACUUCGGCCCAACGGACAAAACUAGUCUCGAACUCACAUGGUAUCCGUUCACGAGAGACGUCACUUUCUACUCAAUCGGACUGGCCCUCCUAAUCGGCUUCUUCUCAGACUCUAAAAUCUACUUAUACGAAGCAGUGAUCCUGUUCGUCUGGUAUGUCUUCUACUGCAUGUUCAUGAUAAUCAACGAACGCUUCCAGGAGUUCAUUAUUGCCAAAGUGGCUAAGUGGAAGAGCAAGAUCCAGCCUAAAGAUUCAGCCAUGACUCCAGCUCAGGAGCACCAGGAAGGCGAUCUGGAGACAGCUGGGCACGAGAAGAAAAACCCUUUCCAUAAAACUCAUUCAAAGGAGGAACACCCUGAUGAGCACGAGGAAAAGGGAAGCACCCCUGAGGCUAAAGAUAAGGAAGAGAACGAGAACAAUGGAGGGGGUGGGGAGGAGGAGGAUGAUGACGAGGAGGCUGAUGGACCCCUGGAUCUGAGCUGGCCCAGUGACAAGAAGUGGUAUGGAAAAGUGCUAUACGUGAUCAGUUUGCCUCUGAAGGUGCUGCUCUUGGUGACUGUUCCUGACUGUCGGAGGGGCGUGCCUGAUGAUAAUGGCGAGAUUGACAAGGAGGCAGAUGGUAUGUUCUGGUGGUGGGGCCGCCAACUCUUCUUCCUCACCUUCAUCAUGAGCAUCCUAUGGAUCGGUGUCUACUCUUACUUCAUGGUGUGGUGGGUGGAGCGCAUUGGUUUUCUGUUGGACAUAGAGAGCAGCAUAAUGGGUCUGACUCUGCUGGCAGCUGGCACCAGUAUCCCUGAUCUGAUCACUUCCUACCUGGUGGCCUCCAAAGGAUUCGGAGACAUGGCUCUGAGCAGCUCGAUUGGAAGCAACCUCUUCGACAUCUGCGUUGGACUCCCAAUUCCCUGGAUGAUCUACCUCGCCAUCGAAACAUCCAUCAAGGUGACAGUGGACUCAACUGGGCUGAUCUGCUACAUUCUGAUGCUGUUCGCCAUGUUGAUAGCAGUCUUCAUCUGUAUCCUGGUGAUGCAGUGGAAACUCAAUCUAGGCAUGGGCAUUCUCAUGAUGGUACUCUACAUAGUGUUCCUUGUGUUCGCCAUCCUCAUCGGUCAAGAUGUACUGCCAUGCUUGUUGGACUAGGACUAACACCCCACCUCAUCGUCAUUUCUGCACAAACCCGCAAAUAUACAGUCAGCAACAAGGAAACAUACAACAUAGCUCGAUUAUCCAGCAAUAACAACAUCCAAUCGAAACAUCUCAAAAUAUUGUUCUGUUCACUCUAAACCUACAGUGCAGAUGCAUUGCUGGGCCUCGGGCUAUCAAAAAUGUGGAUCUCGUUCACGAAACAACAAAAGUAUUAAAUACAUUAGUGAAAGCGACAAGUAUUUUUAAAGAAUUUUUGAUGAGAUGAAAAUAUAUGGUAAUAUCUGGAUUCUGAUUUAGUAAUAUCUGAGUAAACAUCGAUCUGCACGCACUACGUAUACCUGAAUUUGCGAAAAUUUCACCUCACAAUACUCCAAUAUCAUGAAGAUGAUUGUAGGUUUCUUACGGUGCAUUGCAGAAAGAGUUAAAUUGUCAAUAAUUAUAAGCUCCCAAGUAUAGUCAACAGUUUUCAGCACAUAGUCUUUGAUUCAUUCGUUUGGCCCUUUUUAGGCUAUCUUCAGCUGUUUCAUAAGGCGUGCUUCUUUUGUUCCUAUCAAGCUAUCAGAGACAACAACAGCAAAAGUAAAGUUAUGUGCGUUCGAAUAUCAUGUGCCAAAAUGAAUAUAUUGACGAUAGUAGUGACUAGCAAAUUUUUUUUAUCCAACCAAAGAAAAAAAGACAUCAACCGUUAUUCGUAAAAGUUACAAUUUUCUUCUUUGAAGUUAGCGUUGGCUUAUGCCGUUGUUAUCAAUCAUCUUUUUGAAUCAUACGAACUUUUUUGGCGGACCUUGAUAAAACGUUACUGUGAUUCUUUUUAAAAACUUUUUGGACAAAAAAUUUGUUACUAACUAUAGAAUGUGUGAGUUAAAAACGUGCGUUCAAAGAGUUUUUUGUUGCAUUGGCGAUUCUGCGAUGUGUUUUUAAUGACUAUGUAAUUUUGAUUCAAUCAAAUAUGCCCUUAAACUCUUUAACAUAUCUUAUUACUUUCAACUAUAACAUUUGAUCAUAUCAAAUUAAAGCUGAUGUGAUGGUGUGCCGCUAUACUAUGUUUUAUGCUAACAAUUUUGAGUUUUAAUGCACUUGAGUGUUAAUGCAAUUUGCCAAUCUUACACUACCAAAUUAAUUAACUGAAAUUAAAAUGGACCAAAUUUUUUGGACCAUUUGUAUUUGUUUGGUUGUUCAACCUCAAACUUCGUGCUGUAAAUAUAUUUUAGUCAGAAAGUAUAUGAUAUAAUUUGAAACUCGAUUCUCUGACAGUUUCUUUUUUUGACUCUGUCUCUAUCAAGUGAAAACUGCCAGGUUGUUCGGUGAACAAUUGUCUAUCGUGAUUGAGAUGAUUGCAUACCAUGGUUGUUGGUUUCACUUAUCUCGGAGACUGCCGCUGGGCCAUUGAAAUGUGAUUUUGCAACCACCCCCCCCCC
Molecule: messenger RNA, 4870 nt
Organism: Symsagittifera roscoffensis
Lineage: Eukaryota; Metazoa; Xenacoelomorpha; Acoela; Convolutidae
Product: sodium/potassium/calcium exchanger 2-like
Exons: 9
Coding region: 1074-3446 (790 amino acids)
Biological process (GO): intracellular calcium ion homeostasis; calcium ion transmembrane transport
Cellular component (GO): plasma membrane
Molecular function (GO): calcium channel activity; calcium, potassium:sodium antiporter activity
Source: RefSeq, a predicted model, not a curated record